Molecule: messenger RNA, 2131 nt
Organism: Cercospora beticola
Lineage: Eukaryota; Fungi; Ascomycota; Dothideomycetes; Mycosphaerellales; Mycosphaerellaceae
Gene: TEP1
Product: putative phosphatidylinositol-3,4,5-trisphosphate 3-phosphatase
Biological process (GO): protein dephosphorylation; cell motility; phosphatidylinositol 3-kinase/protein kinase B signal transduction
Cellular component (GO): plasma membrane; cytosol; cell projection
Molecular function (GO): phosphatidylinositol-3,4,5-trisphosphate 3-phosphatase activity; protein tyrosine phosphatase activity; protein tyrosine/serine/threonine phosphatase activity
Source: RefSeq, a predicted model, not a curated record
ACCAGGGUCCUGGUGUUCCUGCAUAGCCUCAGUGCAACUCGACUUUCUUUAAGCCGCUGGAACAUGUCGUGCUGACACUGUACUGGACCGCUGUACUACAGUAUAGCAUGGACCUUCUCCGCCAGAUCGUGGCCAGUCCGCGUGCGCGACACGACGAAGCCGGGCUGGAUCUGUGCUAUGUCACCGACAACAUCAUUGCAACUUCCGGGCCCUCGGGCACAUAUCCGCAACUCGCAUACCGCAACCCACUCAAGGACCUUGUGAAGUUCUUGGACUCCAAGCACAAGGAGAACUGGUCGAUUUGGGAGUUCCGUGCAGAGGGCACUGGCUAUCCCGAUGAAGAGGUCUAUGGCAGAAUCCGGCAUUACCCAUGGCCCGAUCACCAUCCGCCGCCCUUUGCGCUCGUGCCGCUGAUUAUGGGGAGCAUGAAGCAGUGGCUCAAAGACAAAGAGAAGGAGGGCAGAGUUGCUGUUGUGCAUUGCAAGGCUGGAAAGGGUCGCAGUGGUACCAUCUCCUGCUCGUACCUGAUCAGUGAGGAGGGAUGGGCUCGAGAAGAUGCAAUGAAGAGGUUUACAGAUCGACGGAUGCGCCCUGGCUUCGGAAAUGGAAUCAGUAUACCCAGUCAGAUCAGGACUCUCAUGUAUGUGGAGCGAUGGACGAACAGCGGGAAGAAGCCAUACGUCGACCGACCGACUGAGAUCGUGGAGCUGCACGUUUGGGGUUUGAGGGAUGGCGUCAAAAUUGGCAUCGAGGGAUACGUGGACGAAGGCAAGAUUAUCAAGUGCUUUCACACCUUCCACAAGGAUGAGCGGAAGACAAUACGUGGGGAAAUCAGAAAGGAUACCGGAUUCGCAGACGUCGCUAUGGAACUCAUGGGCAAGAAGAAGGCCGAAACUGCUGCAGACGCUGGCAAACAAGUAAAACAAGCAGAGAAGGCCGAGGAAGUCGUUGAGAGAAAACCUGAUGACGACGAUCGAAGCGGUGGAGAUGUGGUCUUCGUUCCAAAGGAGAGGAUCGUCCUGCCUAGCUCCGAUGUCAACGUGGACUUCGAAAGACGAAACAAGAGCAAGUAUGGUGGAUUUACAAUGGUCACGUCUGUGGCUCACGUCUGGUUCAACACCUUCUUUGAAGGCAACGGGCCUGAGCAAGAUGGCAAGCCUGAUGACAGUGGUGUGUUCACCAUUGACUUCGACGCCAUGGACGGUAUCAAAGGUUCCUCACGAAAGGGGACGAAGUGCUUUGACAAAAUCCAAGUUGUGUGGAAGGCAGUCGACCUGGAGAAUAAACCUGCUGUGACAGUGACAGAGCCAUCCGGAUCAACGGAAAGCAUUCCUCAAGCCCGGCCCGCUGACUGGAAGGGCGGAAAUGAUAAACACUCAAAUGACAUUGAGAAGAAGCUAGGCUUGCGAGAAGCAGACUCGGCAAGUGCAGACAUCAGCCGCGCUAGCAGUAUGAAGACGGAUCCAAACAGCGACAAGGAUGAUGUCAAGGACGAGCGCGAGACAGUUCAAAGUGUUGGUCCUGAUGGCAAAGCCUUGCACGAGACUACUGCAGCCGAUGUCAGUCAGAGUAAAGAUGUUUCGAAGAACCCAAGCACCGCUUCAGCUCAUAGCAGCGCGAACAACAUUCCUGCAACCUCUUCAACAAACACAAGAAGUGCACCCACCCAAGACAGCGUCCGAAAUGAAAUCACCUCGUCUGCUACAACGGAUGGCACAUCCGAUAAAAAGCCUCUGUGGGUCGACCAACGACCUCAGGGCAACGAGACAGGCCAGAGUAGCUCCCCAACAGUAGCCUCAGGCGAGCAAACGCACGUCUCCACCGCAGACCUGCCUGGCGGGGUGCCUGAAGAACAACUCGGCAAGCAUCAUGAACAUGGCCCUGGGCAUUUAUCUCUGAACAGAAACACCAAACCCAGCAGCUCAUGAGUGGGACUAAGGGGACUAAGUGUCUGUACAUAUAGCAGCAUUACAUUACUGGAUGACAAUUUUGUUUUUAGCGCGGCGUUGAGGGAAGGAGUGCUUGAUGGGUGACGAGGAGGAAGACAUGAAGUGAUGAUACCAGUCAGCAUGUGAGUGUGAGUUUCAUGAUAGAGCAGAAAAUAGAAACAGAUUCAGCAGAGAAACAGAAG